Quercus robur (English oak) is the source of this 330-nucleotide messenger RNA. Its product is annotated as subtilisin-like protease SBT1.8. Gene Ontology annotation, biological process: proteolysis. The coding region runs from base 1 to 330 and encodes 109 amino acids. Lineage: Eukaryota; Viridiplantae; Streptophyta; Magnoliopsida; Fagales; Fagaceae. Gene Ontology annotation, molecular function: serine-type endopeptidase activity. The transcript has 2 exons. The record is from RefSeq and is a predicted model, not a curated record.
AUGGCGAGUCGGUCGCGCGUCGCAGCUUACAAAGUUUGUUGGAGCAUUGGGUGCUUCGGAUCCGAUAUUCUUGCGGGUAUGGAUCAGGUCAUAAGCGACGGCGUGGACGUGCUUUUGCUCUCUCUCGGUGGUGGGUCUGCUCCGUAUUACAGAGACACCAUCGCAAUCGGAGCUUUCACGGUGGUUGAGAAGGGCAUUUUCAUCUCUUACUCUGCCGAAAACAGUGGGCCCAUCAGAACCUCAUUGGCCAACGUGGCACCCUGGAUCAUGACCGUUGGAGCCGGCAACAACCUUUUCACGCUUAUUUUCUCUCCAAUUCGAAGAGAUUGA